CUGCCGGAGGGGAGUGGCCUGGCCGCCUGGCAGAGGUUCCCGGAAGGGCGCCGGCGUCUGCGGGGCUGCGGCACCGGGCCAUGGCCAGGGCGCGGAGCGUGGCGGGCUGGCUGGGCGGCUUCUUGCUGGUGCCAGCUCUAGCAAUGAUCCCGCCUCCUACAAAUGUCAGGAUGAAUUCAGUUAAUUUCAAAAACAUUCUACAGUGGGAGUCACCUGCUUUCCCCAAAGAAAAUCUGACUUUCACAGCUCAGUAUGAAAGCUACCGGCAUUUCCAAGAUCGCUGCAAGAAUACUGCCUCUACGCAGUGCGACUUCUCAAUUCUUUCUAAGUAUGGCGAGCAUACCUUGAGGGUCAGGGCCGAGCUCGCAGAUGAACACUCGGACUGGGUAAACGUCACUUUCUGCCCGGUGGAUGACACCAUCAUUGGACCUCCUGAGAUGCAGAUAGACUCUCUCGCGGACUCUUUGCACAUGCGCUUCUCAGCCCCACAAACCGAGAACGAGCCUGAGACGUGGUCCAUGAAGAACAUUUAUAACUCAUGGGCUUACAGGGUGCGGUACUGGAAGAAUGGCACUGACGCACAGUUUCAAGUCAUUUCUCCAUAUGACUUCGUGGUCCUCAGAGACCUGGAGCCGUGGACAACUUACUGCAUUCAAGUUCAAGGCUUUCUUCUUGAUCAGAACAGAACUGGAGAAUGGAGCAAACCUCUCUGUGAGCGGACGACCAAAGAUGGUGAGUAG
This is a messenger RNA of Acomys russatus (golden spiny mouse), 740 nucleotides long. It is a transcript of the gene Il10rb, whose product is annotated as interleukin 10 receptor subunit beta. Gene Ontology annotation, molecular function: protein binding; interleukin-10 receptor activity. The transcript has 5 exons. The coding region runs from base 81 to 740 and encodes 219 amino acids. The record is from RefSeq and is a predicted model, not a curated record. NCBI's taxonomy places the organism in Eukaryota, Metazoa, Chordata, Mammalia, Rodentia, Muridae.